Messenger RNA from Prosopis cineraria, 1077 nucleotides. Its product is annotated as ethylene-responsive transcription factor ERF109-like. Gene Ontology annotation, molecular function: DNA-binding transcription factor activity; DNA binding. NCBI's taxonomy places the organism in Eukaryota, Viridiplantae, Streptophyta, Magnoliopsida, Fabales, Fabaceae. The record is from RefSeq and is a predicted model, not a curated record. Gene Ontology annotation, biological process: ethylene-activated signaling pathway; regulation of DNA-templated transcription. The coding region runs from base 55 to 813 and encodes 252 amino acids. The transcript has a single exon.
AACGCGCCUCCCAUACUUCUCUCUCACAAAACACUCUUCCCUUUUCUCUCGGACAUGUCCUACGACGCUUCCUCCUCCACCUCUCCCCGCCCGCCUACCUCACUCUCUCCCGACCAAGAACUCUCCGUCAUCGUCGCCGCACUCACCAACGUUGUCCUCGGCUCCACCCCCGAUCUCACCCACCAAUUCAACUUGCCCCAUAUCGCCGCCGCCGCCUCCGCCGAGAACACCGUCCACCAUGCCAACAACACCGCGCCAGACCUUACUGUCAGCACCAGCUGCCCUGAUUUCGUGUUCGCCUCCUGCUCCGGCUGCAAGCUUGUACCAGAAGAGAAGGCCAAAAAUGUCGGCAACAGACAGCCGCAGAAGAGGGCGAAGAAGCAGUACAGAGGAGUGAGGCAGAGGCCCUGGGGGAAAUGGGCGGCCGAGAUUCGAGACCCGAGAAGAGCUACCCGGGUCUGGCUGGGAACGUUCAAGACGGCGGAGGAAGCAGCUCGCGCGUAUGAUAAAGCGGCCAUCGAGUUCCGUGGGCCCCGCGCCAAGCUGAACUUUCCUUUCUGUGAUGACUCGCUGCUGAAUUUGCAUGACAGUCAGCUGCCGGAAGCUCCUCCGGUGACGGCGCCGCCAGGGACAGCGGGGUCGGAGUCGGAGCAGGGGAAUACCGAGAAUCCGAGCAGCGGAACGGAUGCAAUGAUGUUUGAGGAUGGUGAAUUCUGGGAUAGGAUUGGAAAAGCAGAUUUGGAAAAGUGGAUGAUGGAUUUUGCCGCCGGAGACUCUUCGGACUCCGCUCCCGGAACUACUCAGAGCUGGUGAAUUAUUGAAUAAAUUGGCUCGUGGCCAGAAUAAACAGUGUGUUUAAUUAAUGAGUCAUGCCUUAGGGAAGCUAGCGGGCUCGUCUUCACUGGUGGAGCAUCCAGAUUUUGACGGGACUGUUAGAUUUAAAAUAUUAUUAUAUUUUUUUAAAUUUAUAUUUAUUAAAAUAAAAAUUAUAAAAAUUUGUAAUAUAAUUUUAAUGCUUUUUUUUAUUUUUAAUGUGAUUUAGAUUUAAUUUAAAGAGUUAAAUUUAAUAUUAAAAUU